UAUUAAAAACACAACAUGAUCAAUAAAAUAAGUGCAAAAAAACCAAACCAAAUAAAAAAUCAAAAAAAUGAGAAGGAUAAAGAAAUAAAGAAAAAUGAAGAUGAAGUCUCUAACCCUUGUUGUCUGUAACCCUCAAUUACAGUAUACAACUGUCUUUCUCUCUCUAUAUUCAGCUUUCCAUCUCUAAAAGUUGACGCAAUUAUCACGCACAAUUUUCGAAUUUCCAUCUUUAAAUUUCCUUCCUACAAUUUGAUGAACAGAUAAGAAGAGUGAGAGUAAACAAUUGCGCACAAAUUCAACUACUUUUCGCCGAGAUCGGAAACUUGGAUCUUCCAAAAUUGUUAAGGUAAUUACUGCACCUUGAAUAUGGCGAAUCCAAAAGGGUCUGCUAACAUCAGAAAUCUGAUGCAGAAUGGGAAGAACUCCCUACUUCCCCCCAAAAGUCCAUUUCCCAGUAUUACUCCAGCUUACCCUGAUUAUGGACCCAACACCUGUUUGGGAUCAAAAUCUGCCUUAAGGUGUAGAGAUGGAAAUUCAUAUCAUCAAAGAACGUCAUCAGAGAGCGUUAUAGAGGAGCAACCUUCUUGGCUAGAUGAACUUCUAAAUGAGCCAGAGACCCCUGUACGAAGAGGUCAUCGCCGUUCAUCAAGUGAUUCUUUUGCUUAUUCUGAUGCUGCCAAUAUGUCUAACAUGGAUUAUAUGGUGCCACUUGAUGAAACCAAGUUCAAAUCUAUGGUGUCAUCUUCAUUAUGGGGAUCACAAAACUUUGACCUUAGCAAAGAAACUCUACAAGGGUCUUUCCAUCAUGACAGUAACUUUUAUGGGAAACUUAGGAAUAGGUCAUUGGAAUUGAAAUUGGCUCCAUCAAAUCAUACUAAUGGGUUGCGUUCAUCGAGGGAUAAAGCUGUUACGCAAAGUGCAGGAGCAUCUGCUGCUGCUCUUGAACUGGAUUCAGUCCCGUCUACUGCAGCUGAAAAGCUAGACCAAAGUGAAUCUGGUUCUCAUGAUCCCAAAAGUUUCUUUGAGAAGAAAGAUGGUUCGCAUGCCAAAACUCCAUCGGAAAAUGAUACAAAGCGUGCUAAGCAGCAAUUUGCUCAACGAUCAAGGGUGCGGAAGCUUCAGUACAUAGCUGAGCUGGAAAGGAGUGUACAGUCGCUACAGGCAAAAGGAUCUGAAGUUUCAGCUGAGCUUGAGUUUCUCAAUCAACAGAACCUGAUCCUAAGCAUGGAGAACAAAGCUCUGAAACAGCGUUUGGAAAGCUUGGCCCAGGAGAAGCUCAUUAAAUAUUUGGAGCAUGAAGUUUUGGAAAGAGAGAUAGGGCGACUUCGUGCCUUGUACCAACAGCAGCAGCAGCAGUCGCAGCUGCAACCGCAACCGCAUCAGCGGCCAUCAUCUAGCCACAGACGGACAAAUAGCAGAGAUCUCGAUGCGCAGUUUGCAAAUCUCGGUUUAAAGCACAAGGAAACUAGUUCAGGGGCUGACCCGUUUAGCGGUCCAGUCGGUAUUUGAAUUUGGGAUUAUCAAGGAGGAAUUUGUCUGUACUCUGUGUCCUUCGAUCACAGUUGCCACGCUGGUCAAACUGUCGUAUCUGCUGCAGGAUUCAUCCCUUUUGAAUUGAGGUGGACUUCAGCUCGGAUAACCUAAUUUCUUCUUUCAGUUUCUGUUUCCAUUGAAUUAUUAUUGUUGUGCACCUGGUGGUCAAUACUACUAGAAUGGAAGGAAAUUCUUUUUUCCAGGUAGAUGUCUUGCCUGAGGUGGUUAACGGAAGGGUAUUUGUCUGGUGUGAUGUAGCAAAUCACUAAUUUAAGAUUUUCUUUAUCCCAUUAUUUUGCCUUUUGCGCAUAGCAAUUGUCAGAUGUAGAACCCUGCAGAAAAGCAGGAGUGAAUAUGGGAUGUUGUAGGAAUAUGUAUUCCAGGUUACUUGUAAUGCCUCAUUAGUGAAGCAGCUUUCUGUAAUGAGCAUUUUUCACCGACAGUUGUGCCUCGUUUUUUCAGAUGUAAAUUGGUUAAUGUGCAGUGACGUAGUUUCUGUUUGA
Beta vulgaris subsp. vulgaris (sugar beet) is the source of this 2036-nucleotide messenger RNA. RefSeq lists its product as hypothetical. Lineage: Eukaryota; Viridiplantae; Streptophyta; Magnoliopsida; Caryophyllales; Amaranthaceae. Gene Ontology annotation, biological process: regulation of DNA-templated transcription. The record is from RefSeq and is a predicted model, not a curated record. The transcript is spliced from 5 exons. The coding region runs from base 367 to 1509 and encodes 380 amino acids. Gene Ontology annotation, molecular function: DNA-binding transcription factor activity.